UUUUAUAGCAAUAGACGCGACUGGGUCAUUGGCUUGGCCUUUUAAUUUUCCGGACAAACAGAAGAGCAGCCUGAUUGUUUUAUAUUUAAUUGUUGAUAGAAUACCAGACUCAACUCAGGCUCAACUCCUAUCGCUGAAAUCAAAGAUCAUCCAUCAUUGGCUUCGGGAAUGGAUUACAAAGGGUGGUUUGGAUUAUCCACCGGAAGUAAUUUACGAUAGAGCCAGAGCACUUUUGGGUGCAGCCGUACAAACAUUUACUCAUUCUUUUACCAUAAACGAGUACGCUGAGUCAAUGAUCGAUUCUAACAACAUCCCCGUGUGCUAUAUUCGCUAUGAUGUAGCGCAUUUUAUUAAAAAAUAUGCUGCGCUUUGUUCAGAAAAAAGAAAGGAGAUAAAACGGUUUUACCUCGCUUGCAUCGGGACAUUAAUUCUAUCUCGAAGUCUUGAAGAUGCAAAGAAAAUACUUCACGUCAUGUUAACGGUUGCGACAAGUAAUUACGGUGGGAAUGAAGAUCUUGAUGGGUUUCACAAGCCGUCAGCUUGCAAAAUUCAAUUUGACCAUUUAAUGACACUUUUAAGUAAAAAUACUAAAGGUGAUGCUCUGGCUGAUAUAAUCGAAAAAUCAAUUAUGUUGAUAAGCACAUGGGAAGAGCCAGACGUCGUGGAAGCUGGUGGAAAUUAUUCAUGGUACUCUUGGGCGCUUUCCAUACAAAAUGAGAGGUACACGCAGACAUUAAGAAGUCCCCAGGAAAAGAUCUCAAUGCUUAUAUGCCAACAUUUCCGAUGUGGUCGUGCGUUUGCGCGAUGAUUUUGUAUAUGGACAAGUGCCGGCAUCCAGCGCCCACGUCGAAUCAGAAAUAAAAAAUAUAAAGACGCUCCUCUUUCAACAAGAGAAAUUGCCGGCCAGGGUUGACACUUUUGUCCAAAUGUAUAACGAAUAUGGAAGUGGCACAAUGAAGCUGUACGACAGUGGGAUGCAGACUCUGCAACAAGAAAAAUCGGAUAUUUUGAACUUGACAAUGCCGGCAGCGAUAGUUUGGGAGGACGAAGAAAUUAUACAGGCAUAAUGAAUGAGAC
Molecule: messenger RNA, 1077 nt
Organism: Rhagoletis pomonella (apple maggot)
Lineage: Eukaryota; Metazoa; Arthropoda; Insecta; Diptera; Tephritidae
Exons: 2
Coding region: 293-808 (171 amino acids)
Source: RefSeq, a predicted model, not a curated record